This is a messenger RNA of Dermacentor silvarum, 1079 nucleotides long. RefSeq names its product L-sorbose 1-dehydrogenase-like. The coding region runs from base 54 to 1079 and encodes 341 amino acids. NCBI's taxonomy places the organism in Eukaryota, Metazoa, Arthropoda, Arachnida, Ixodida, Ixodidae. The transcript is spliced from 6 exons. The record is from RefSeq and is a predicted model, not a curated record. Gene Ontology annotation, molecular function: flavin adenine dinucleotide binding; oxidoreductase activity, acting on CH-OH group of donors.
UGUUCGAGGGCCGCCGUGCCGUAGGCGUCCUGUUCGAGCACGGCGCGGACAAGAUGCAGGUGCGCGCCCGGCGAGAGGUGAUCAUAUCCGCGGGCACCAUCGGCUCGCCGCACUUGCUGCUGCUCUCCGGCAUCGGGCCCCGCAAGCAGCUCGAGGAAUUUGGGAUUCCCGUGGUGGCCGACCUGCCCGUGGGCGAGAACCUGCAGGACCACGUAUUCGUCGGCGGUGUCGCGGCCACCACCAAGAAGCGCUGCGAGCUCCAGCUCAACAGUGCCUCCAUCAUAGUCAACUACGCCUUCCGCAAGGAAGGGCCAUUCGCCGUACCGGCCGGCAUCGAGGCGGUGGCCUUCGUCAGCACCUCCUAUGUCAACGCCAGCCUGGACUUUCCGGACGUCCAAAUAGUGCUCCUCUCGGUGUCACCGGCCAGCGAAGAAGGCGAACGCUUCCUCACCGACACCGGGCUCACAAAAGAGGCGUACGAGAAGUACUAUCGCUCCAAGCGGCACCAGUACGCUUUUCAGCUGGCGCCCAUCCUGAACCGGCUCAAGUCUCGCGGGUACAUCCGGCUGCGCAGCACUGACCCUGACGACUCGCCCAUCAUCGACCCCCAGUACUUCACCCACCCGGAAGACAUCAAGGUGGCAGCGGAAGGCACGCGCCCGCAAGGCGGUGGAGAUUCCUGCGGACCGAGGCGUUCGCGAAGAUGGGCACCAAGCUGUGGAACGUGCCCUUCCCGGGAUGCGAGGAGGCCUGGCGAGAUGUGGAGCGAGCCGUAUCUCGAGUGCCUCGCGCGACACCACACCUCCACCGUGUGGCACCCGUGUUGCACGUGCCCCAUGGGCGAGGACCAUCGGGCCGUCGUCGACAGCAGGCUCAGGGUACGCGGCGGGGUGGAGGGCCUUCGUGUGGUGGACGCUUCCGUGAUGCCCACCAUCGUGACGGCCAACCUGAACGUCCCGGUGCACAUGAUCGCUGACAGGGCAGCCACUUUCAUACGGGAAGAUUACGAAGGCGCUUCUUCUUCGGGACCUUCCCGUGGUCCAAUCUCAAGAAUCCUGUCGUGGGCAUCGAGAACGUGA